Schistocerca americana (American grasshopper) is the source of this 840-nucleotide messenger RNA. RefSeq lists its product as uncharacterized. Bases 1 to 840 code for a protein of 279 amino acids. NCBI's taxonomy places the organism in Eukaryota, Metazoa, Arthropoda, Insecta, Orthoptera, Acrididae. The transcript has a single exon. The record is from RefSeq and is a predicted model, not a curated record.
AUGGGAAAAACGCAAAUAUGGGAAAAACGCAAAUAUGGGAAAAACGCAAAUAUGGGAAAAACGCAAAUAUGGGAAAAACGCAAAUAUGGGAAAAACCCAAAUAUGGGAAAAACGCAAAUAUGGGAAAAACGCAAAUAUGGGAAAAACGCAAAUAUGGGAAAAACGCAAAAAUGGGAAAAACGCAAAUAUGGGAAAAACGCAAAUAUGGGGCAAACGCAAAUAUGGGGCAAACGCAAAUAUGGGGCAAACGCAAAAAUGGGAAAAACGCAAAUAUGGGAAAAACGCAAAUAUGGGAAAAACGCAAAUAUGGGAAAAACGCAAAUAUGGGAGAAACGCAAAUAUGGGAAAAAAUGCAAGUAUGAGGAAAAACGCAAUUAUGGGGAAAAACGCAAUUAUGGGGAAAAACGCAAAUAUGGGAAAAACGCAAAUAUGGGAAAAACGCAAAUAUGGGAAAAACGCAAAUAUGGAAAAACGCAAAUAUGGGAAAACCGCAAAUAUGGGAAAAAACGCAAAUAUGGGAAAAAACGCAAAUGUGGGAAAAUUACAGAUAUGGGACAACUGCAAAUAUGGGAAAAAAGCAAAUAUGGGAAAAACGCAAAUAUGGGAAAAACGCAAAUACGGGAAAAACGCAAAUACGGGAAAAACGCAAAUACGGGAAAAACGCAAAUAUGGGAAAAAUGCAGGUAUGGGAAAAAAUGCAGGUAUGGGAAAAAUGCAGAUAUGGGAAAAACGCAGAUAUGGGAAAAACGCAGAGAUGGGAAAAAGCAGAGAUGGGAAAAAUUCAGAUAUGGGAAAAACGCAGAUAUGGGAAAAACGCAGAUAUGGGACAAACGCAGAUAA